This is a messenger RNA of Monoraphidium neglectum, 1107 nucleotides long. Its product is annotated as AP-1 complex subunit beta-1. Bases 1 to 1107 code for a protein of 368 amino acids. Gene Ontology annotation, cellular component: clathrin adaptor complex; membrane coat. The record is from RefSeq and is a predicted model, not a curated record. The transcript has 3 exons. Lineage: Eukaryota; Viridiplantae; Chlorophyta; Chlorophyceae; Sphaeropleales; Selenastraceae. Gene Ontology annotation, biological process: intracellular protein transport; vesicle-mediated transport.
AUGGACCCUGGUGACACCCCUGCGCGCCGGCCCCCUGCCGUUCCCUCGCAGGUCCCCCGCGACAACGGCGCAGGCCCCGGCCAAUCCUCCAGCAGCGGCGCGCCGCCCGCGGCCGCCGCGCCGCCGCCGCCGCCGCCCCCGGCCGUCGACCUGCUUGGGGGCGACCUCCUAGGGGACGAGACGCCCCCCACCUCAAGUGGCGGCGCGCCGCCCGCACCGCCCGCAGUGGCCGCGGCGGGGCUUGAUGACUUGUUGGGUGGCAUGGGCAUCGGCGGGGGCGCGCCGGCAGCUGCGCAGCAGCCGCCUGCGGUCUCGCCUGCGGCGGCGGUCGCGGACGACCCGUUCGCGCUGCUCGGCGGCGGCGGCCCGGCGCACGCGCCCGCGCCGGCAGCGGCGCCGGAGCUGCCGCUGCUGCUGGGGCCUGAGAAGGGCAAGGGGCUGACGGUGCGCGGCCGGGUGGUUCGGCGGGACGGCGCGGCGGCGUACCACCUGCACCUGUCCAACGGCGGCGGCGUGGCGCUGGACGGCUUCAUGCUGCAGCUGAACAGCAACGCGUUUGGGCUGGCGCCGGCGGACCAGGUGGUGGCGGUCGGGUCGCUGGCGCCGGGCGGCAGCGGCGCCGCGUUUGUGCGGCUGGCGGUGAACCCGGCUAAGGUGGCGGCGGGGCCGGCGAGCUCAAAGCUGCAGGUGGCGCUCAAGACGGGGCAGCUGGGCGUGUUUUACUGGGACGACGCCAUCCCCCUGCCCGCCGUGCUGGAGGAGGGCGGCACCAUAGACGGCUCCGCCUUCCUCAGCGCCUGGCGCGGGCUGGCGCAGGAGUCGGCGCAGCGGCUGGACGUCACCAUAGGCGACAUAGAGGCCGCAAAGGCCAAGCUGGCGGCGGCACGGCUCUUUGUGCUGGCGCACCGGCCGGUCCCGGGCACCGGCCAGGACGCCCUGUACGUGACCGCCCGCCUGCCGGGCGUCGCCGGCGCUCCCCCCACGCAGCUGCUGCUCGAGCUGCGGCUGACGCGCGGCGCGCCCGGCGUGGACGCUGCGUUCAAGUGCCAGCGGCCAGACCUUGCGCCGCUCGUGUUUGAUGCGGUGGACAAGGCACUCAAGGCAUAG